Molecule: messenger RNA, 397 nt
Organism: Zophobas morio
Lineage: Eukaryota; Metazoa; Arthropoda; Insecta; Coleoptera; Tenebrionidae
Product: DNA-directed RNA polymerase III subunit RPC10-like
Exons: 2
Coding region: 71-397 (108 amino acids)
Biological process (GO): DNA-templated transcription; termination of RNA polymerase III transcription
Cellular component (GO): RNA polymerase III complex
Molecular function (GO): zinc ion binding; nucleic acid binding
Source: RefSeq, a predicted model, not a curated record
CACACAGGUACAUGUCAACGUGAUUUCGUGGUUUCUACGAAUUUCAUAAUAAUUUCAGAAAUUGCAGGUCAUGGUUGCCUUCUGUCCGUUCUGUGGUAAUUUAUUAUUCGCACAAGAGUCUUGUGGAAAAAUAAGCUUUUCUUGUAGAAUUUGCCCCGUGUCAUUUCCCGUGAAGCGGAAAAUUUCCAACCGAACGUACUACCAAGUGAAGUCCGUCGACGAUGUCCUAGGCGGUGAAGAUGCUUGGAAACAUUGCGACGUAACGGCCGAAACGUGCCCCAAAUGUAGCUACCCUCGGGCAUACUUCCUUCAAGUUCAGACCCGAUCCGCUGACGAACCCAUGACUAAUUUUUACCGCUGCUGCAACCCUGAGUGUGCACACAACUGGCGCGAAUAA